Impatiens glandulifera is the source of this 1410-nucleotide messenger RNA. RefSeq names its product protochlorophyllide reductase-like. Bases 109 to 1287 code for a protein of 392 amino acids. Gene Ontology annotation, molecular function: protochlorophyllide reductase activity. The record is from RefSeq and is a predicted model, not a curated record. The transcript has 4 exons. Lineage: Eukaryota; Viridiplantae; Streptophyta; Magnoliopsida; Ericales; Balsaminaceae.
UCUUAUCUUCUUCUUCCUGCUCUUAAAACCAAAACCCUUUAUACAGAGAUUCCAUAGACAACCAAGCAGCCAUAACCAAUCUCCUCUUUUUGCUACCUCUGCUCAAUCAUGGCUCUCCAAGCUGCAGCUUCUCUUCUUCCCUCUUCUGUUUCUCUAUCCAAAGAGGGGAAAUCUAAUGUCACAUGGAAGGAUUCAUCAACUCUCUUUGGAAUCUCUCUUCCCAAAACUGUUGAUGCAUUCAGAUUCAAGAGUCAAAGGAAGGUAUCAAAUGGGUUCGCGAAAGCAAUAGCAACUACUCCAGAAGUUAACCAAUCAGUUCCUUCAGGCAAACAAACGUUGAGGAAAGGAACAGUCGUUAUCACCGGAGCAUCUUCCGGUCUAGGUCUAGCAACAGCCAAGGCUCUAUCCGAUACAGGGAAAUGGCAUGUGAUUAUGGCGUGCAGAGAUUUCUUAAAAGCCGAAAGAGCUGCUAAAUCAGUAGGAAUGGAUAAAGAGAAUUACACCGUAAUUCAUUUGGAUCUUGCUUCUCUAGAUAGCGUCAGACAAUUUGUAGAUAACUUCCGGCAAUCCGGCCGGACACUCGAUGUUUUAGUCUGUAACGCUGCUAUAUACUUACCGACGGCGAAGGAACCGACGUUCUCAGCUGAUGGAUUUGAAAUCAGCGUUGGAACUAAUCAUCUUGGACAUUUCCUUCUUGCUAGAUUAUUACUCGAUUUCAUGAAACAAUCUGAUUAUCCAUCGAAGCGACUCAUCAUCGUUGGAUCCAUUACAGGAAAUACGAAUACAUUGGCGGGGAACGUACCUCCGAAGGCGAAUCUAGGAGAUCUGAGAGGACUUGCAGGAGGAUUGAACGGUUUGAACAGUUCAUCGAUGAUUGACGGAGGAGAAUUCGACGGAGCGAAGGCGUAUAAGGAUAGUAAAGUGUGUAAUAUGCUUACGAUGCAGGAAUUUCAUAGGCGGUAUCAUGAGGAGAGCGGGAUUACGUUUGCGUCUUUGUAUCCAGGUUGUAUUGCUACGACUGGAUUGUUCAGAGAGCAUAUUCCUUUGUUUAGAAUUCUGUUUCCGCCAUUUCAGAAGUAUAUUACGAAAGGAUAUGUAUCUGAAGAAGAAUCAGGGAAGAGACUUGCACAGGUUGUGAGUGAUCCGAGCUUGACGAAAUCUGGUGUAUAUUGGAGUUGGAAUAAGGAUUCGGCUUCGUUUCAAAAUCAGUUGUCUGAAGAAGCUAGUGAUGAAGAGAAGGCUAAGAAGUUAUGGGAGAUUAGUGAGAAACUGGUUGGUUUGGCUUAGGAUGAUGAAGAAGAAGGAUUGAUCCUUUAUCUAUUAGUAACGGUUUUAGUCAUUUUUGUUUUUCAAAUAACUAUUUGUGUUUCUAGUAUCAAAUUUAGCAAUCAAAUUUCAUUUUAUGGGAUU